This is a messenger RNA of Thecamonas trahens ATCC 50062, 2668 nucleotides long. RefSeq lists its product as uncharacterized. The record is from RefSeq and is a predicted model, not a curated record. The transcript is spliced from 2 exons. The coding region runs from base 125 to 2668 and encodes 847 amino acids. NCBI's taxonomy places the organism in Eukaryota, Apusomonadida, Apusomonadidae. Gene Ontology annotation, biological process: regulation of GTPase activity. Gene Ontology annotation, molecular function: protein binding.
ACCCCUCCCCUAAGUUAAGGGAAGUGUUAGCGCACUUCACAAGAGGGGUGGCUGUAACAGGGGGGGCACUGAGUCUGUCUGUCUCUCUGUCUCUGUCUCUCUCUCGCUCUCUCUGUACGGGACCAUGGCCUCCGACAAUGAUGUGGCCUCAUUGGAGUUGAAGCAAGCUCUGCUUCUCUCACGGACGCUAGCUGUCGACCGUGAGGAAGGUGCUCUGUCUGACGACGAGCCCUGUGCCACGGUGACGCCUAUCAUACCCCAUCGUCCAUCUGCACUACGUGUUCUUCCGCCGCGUGACUGGCUCGUUGGCGUCAACGUCUCCACUGUCUCCUCGGCCUCGCUCGCCGAAGUCGCUCAGCGCAACAUAGACGGCUCGCACGAUACCGAGGCUAUUCUCGGCUCGGCCCCACCCGGCCUGACCACCAUUGGCUCGGCCUCGACCCUGCCGCCACUCGGCGUCCAGAUUACCAUCGCCCGGACAUCGUCGGCCUCGAUCGACAUUAGCGCCAUGCGCGGGGCCAUCGACUCGUCCGGUGGCUCGGGCGGCUCGAACUCGAGCUCGUCUAGCACUGGUGACCACUCGACCACCAGUUCGAGUACCUCUGACUCGGACGACGCCUCAAGCUCAAGCUCGGGAUCCAGCGCAAGCUCUGGCUUUGCCAACGACGGUGGAACGAGCUCGAGCUCGUCUGAUUCGGCCGUGCCUGCGGCCAAGCAGCCGCACUGGUCACGGCUAAGCUCUAGCGGAACCGGCAAAGGUCUCGACGGCGGCUCGCUGUCGGCGGCAAGUGCGACGUCGGCGGCGAGCCUGGCGUCGGCAGUGAGCUCGGCGUCUGUCUCAUCGGCCGGGACCAAGCUCUCGCCGCGGCCGAUUGCCGACCUUGGGGCGUCGCAGCGUCGGAUGCGCAAGCGGCGGAUGUCGCUCACUAUUGACUCAAAGUAUGUGACCGAGAGCGUGCGGUUUUUGGACCGUCUACUGCAAGAGGUUGUCAUUGAGCACUAUAAGCCCGGCGAGUACGUUGUCAAGGUCGGCGGCAAGGGCACGGCCAUGUACUUUCUAGUUUCGGGCGUGGUCGAGAUCGAACUGCCCAAGCGAGUUGCCCGUGAGAACCCACGCUUGAUUGCUGGCCAGUUUUUCGGCGAGAUUGCGCUGUUUCUGGAGAAGAAGCGGACAGCGUCGGUCAAGGCCGUCUCGGACGUUGCCGUCUGCGUCCUGUCCAAAGACGUGUGCGUGUCGACCAUGUCGCACUUUCCCUCGAUCUACCAACAGUUCCUCGAGCUUGGCGAGGAGCGGCUGCGGUCUGACAACUCUGCGCGCAAGCCCAAGUGGAUGUCGCGCAUGUCGCAGAAACUCGGUUCGAUGUUCAAGCACGAGAAGGAGAACCACGAGCUCAAGGCCGAGGAUCACUCGGCCAUUCUCUCUUGGCUCACCACCGACGAUGCCGACGCCUUUGAGAACGUGCUCACCGACCAGUACGGGACCUUGCUCUCGGUCCUCGUCUCGGUCGCCACCUCGUCCGAGGCCGACACCCUCGUCUGGCCAUGCAUCAGAGUAUUCGACGACGACCGCCGCCUCUUGCCACUCAUUCAGAUGCUGGUCAACUACGAGGUUCGCAAGACGCCGCGCGAGCUUGCGCUCUCGCUCUUCCGCGGCAACACCCUCUCAACCAAGGUCAUCACCGCCGUCCUCAACGCUGCCGGCGGCGACUUUCUCCAUGCCACCAUGGCCGAGCCCGUCGCCUACAUCCAGAGCCAUGCCGAGGCGUAUGCCACCGCUAAGGCGUUCUCUGGCGAGCUGACCGACGACGCCUUGGAGUGGAUUCUCAACGCCGCAAUGACCGCUGCCGAGACCGACUUUGAGCAGCGGCGGAUCAUGGAAGCUGCUCUCGGCGAGCCGCCUCUUGCCAGUUGCCUGAGUAGCACCGACGGUGUCGACCUUGCCGCCGUCUGUCACGCCCUUGCUGCUAUGUGCUCCGGCGUCAUGAUGCUUGCGUCGUCGGUCAUGUCGCGUGUCGCUGAGGUGCCCGAUUUGGUCAAGUUCCUGCUCAAGUCCCUCUUUGCCGCAACCCAGCACAAGUUCCCCAACGAGUGCCGCACCGUCACCGGCUCGCUCUUCUUCCUCCGCUUUUUUGGCGUCAUUGCGGCGCCACCGAGCCGCGGCGAGAGCAAAGCUCUGGUGCUCACCACUAAGGCCAUCCAAAAGCUGGCCAACGGCGCAAAGUUUGGCACCCUCUCGCCGUACAUGAAGGCUCUCAACCUCACGCUCGACGCCCUUGCCCCAAAGAUGGACUUUGCCCUCCAGGCACUCCUCGCCGUCGGCGGCCGCAUGGUCUCGGUCGCCCGUCCGCUCUUCCCCUUUCACGGCAAGCGCGACGACGAGCUGUCCUUUGAGGUUAACCAGAUGCUCGACAAGGUCAAGCCGACCUCGGACAUGCGCUGGCUUCACGGCCGGCUCGUCGACUCGGACGAAGUCGGCUUUUUCCCCACAUCCAUGGUCGAGGUCCACUCCGAGCUCAUCUUUGAUAACCAGGACACCACCUUUCUCCCCCACCCGACCAUCGGUGGCAAGACGCCCGAAGGCGUUCUCUCCAAAGCCGACUCUGUCGACUUUAUCAUGGCCUUUGUCGCAACGAAGCAGGCCGAGAUCUCAGCUUGGUUCAACGAGUAG